GAAAUAGCUUCAAAAUGGCCGACGCUGGACCCGUUGAUUACGAAUGGAAACGGGGUCCGAAGUCUCAUUUGAAAACGAAAAUAACACACACCAAUGUCGUACCAGAUAGCGUAGUUUCAAGGCACGUUGCGAGGGAAUAUCUAGGUCCAAGUCAAGCUAUGCAGAAGAAUACCCAGAAGAAUGCCUCAGUUGGCCGACAUCUACCUAGCCCACCUCAAACUCCAACGAGGACUUCCUCUCAGUCUAAGAAUGUCUUCCAGGGACGAACAGGAGAUCACAGACAUUCUCACGCUGCUUCACCUUCUACAACCACAAGACCAGGAUCUGCACUUUCAGCCUAUUCACCCUUGCCAGGCAUCGGACAAUCAGGGAAAGAGACUGAAUUAACCUCUGGUAUUCUGAAUCUAGGAUUGAAUGAAAGAGAACGAGUGACACAUAGUCCCAGUUCUGAUUCAGGAAUGCCACACCCAACUAGAUUUCACGAAAAUGAAGGAGUUACUUCUGAUGAGACAAUGACUUCACAGACACGGACAAAGCGUUCACUAUCCAUGUCAUCCGAGCCAUCAAAUACAAGAAAGAUAUCACGAAGAGAGAUGCGAAGCCAACAGUUUGCUAGAAGAAGACACUCUCAGAAAUCCCUUACCAUCAACGAUGAACCCCAAGAAGGAGAAGACAGAGUCUUGAUUGCUGUUAAGUUGCCAGAGGGGGAAAGACUUCAAAGAUACUUUCGUCCUAGUGAUUCCAUCGCUGAUAUUGUCUCAUUUGCUGAACACACAUCCCAGCGUGUCUUUUCGGACUGUAAUGUCUUCACAAGUGAUGUCCCUAAAAAAAUGAUUGAUGAUUUAACUGUGACAAUAAAUAAAGCGGGUUUAGGUCAUAGGACGUUGUUGUUAUUGGAAGAAAAAGAUGAGUAAAAAAAAAUUAUUUUAUAUGAAGCUUCCGUCCAUAAUCGUCCAAUCAAAUCUAAGCAAAUAAGAACAACUAAAAGACUGCAAGUCCUGUAAUGGAACGGUGCAGAGACUUCAUUUAUUAAAAGCCAAAAUGUGUCCAUCAAAUUGCCGCGCAUUGAGGUCACAGUGUUUGAGCACCUUGAAUAAAGCAAGAAUACCUAUUAAAGUAAGCUGUGAUGUCAGAAAUGUGAUUUUACAUUUAAUAAGUAAAUGAGAACUUUCAAUCCGAACCAAGCAUUGAUUUUGAAAUUAACAACUUGCUGUUCAAGGUUUCUGAAGUUCUUAACAAAAUAACUCCCUCAUCUUCAGUAUGCAAAAUCAAAGUUUUGGACACUAAAACAUAAUUAUUUUCCUUUCAAAUGUCCAUUAGUCUGGGAU
Patiria miniata (bat star) is the source of this 1328-nucleotide messenger RNA. RefSeq names its product UBX domain-containing protein 10-like. The record is from RefSeq and is a predicted model, not a curated record. NCBI's taxonomy places the organism in Eukaryota, Metazoa, Echinodermata, Asteroidea, Valvatida, Asterinidae. The transcript is spliced from 2 exons. Gene Ontology annotation, cellular component: endoplasmic reticulum. Bases 15 to 914 code for a protein of 299 amino acids. Gene Ontology annotation, molecular function: ubiquitin binding.